CCUCCGCUUCUCCCGCAGCUAAUUCCGGUGCAGCGCUACCCUCCAGAUCUUUCGGCAGCGGAUGUUGUCGGCAACUCGGAGACUGCAUGAGUAUGGAUUCCAUUGCCCCACCACCCAAACUCAAACAGCAGCAGCUUCUCAUCACCCAGCUGGAGCAGCAGGUGGCGGAUCUGGAAACACAAGUAGAAAAGCAGAAGGAGCUGAGGGUUAUGUACCGAAAGCGAAUGGAGAGAAGCCAAGACUACCUCAGGUUCUGCCUUCAGAUUGCACAAGACCAUGGCUUCUUGGACCUCAUCAUUGGCAACAAAGACUACCAAGAAUGUAACGUCUCUCCCAUUUCAAGCCCUACCCUCCCUGCUUCAGCUUCACCACACCAACAAUACCACUCUCAACUCACCGCCCUCGCCAACCAGGCCACCCUCAACGGAUGGUACAUCCACCCCCAAGAGAUUGAGUUGCAAGAAAAGGUUGCUGAGGGAAGCACGGCCGAGAUUUACAAGGGAGUGUGGAGAGGGCUGGACGUCGCCGUCAAGUGCAUCUUCCCAGAUUUCUUCCGCACCAACGACAGCGGGGUGAGUUUCUUCCUCCAAGAACUGGACACAUUGUCCAGACAGAGGCACCGCUUCGUCCUGCAGCUAGUCGGGGCAUCACUCGACCCACCCAACCACGCCUGGGUGGUGACCGAGUUCCUGGGGACGACCCUCAAGGAAUGGCUGCACGGCGCUGGCAGCCGCAGCAUGGCCAGGUCCGUCCCCUUGCCUCCGCUGCCGGAUCGCCUUGCCAGGGCCCUGGAGAUUGCUCUGGCGAUGCAGUACCUCCACGAGCAGAAGCCCAAUAAGGUCAUCCAUCGCGAUCUCAAGCCCAGCAACAUCUUCUUGGACGACGCCAACCAUGUCAGGGUUGCCGAUUUUGGCCACGCCAGGUUCCUCAACGACCAAGAAAUGGCACUCACCGGCGAAACAGGAACUUACAUAUACAUGGCGCCAGAGGUGAUUGCUUGUCAGCCUUACAAUGAGAAAUGCGAUGUCUACAGUUUCGCCAUCAUUCUCAACGAGAUCGCCACCGGAGAUUACCCUUACAUCAACACAGAUUUCGGUCCUAGCAAGAUCGCAAUGCAAGUAGCUGAGGGAAAUCUGAGACCCGCACUUCCGGAGGACCAAGAUGGGCAGCUGGUGGAGCUAAUUGAUCUCAUAUGUGUGUCCUGGGAUCAAGAUCCUUCUCUGCGGCCCUCUUUCGCCACUAUCACUUCCGCUCUGAAGGAAAUUCAACGAACAAUCACAUCACAUACUUCACAGCCCACACAAGCUUUAGAUCUUCGUGUUCUUUCCUGAUUACUCCAUACGGAGUAGGACUGCCCCAAUACUUUAUUGUGACAUAGGAGGUAUAACCAUUAUGUUGGUUAACUAUACUGCAAAUGAUUUCGGGAGUAGAGUGAUACGUUCAAAACGGUGAGACCCACUCCAGGGUAAACUGAUUACAGUAACAGUAAUUGAACAUCAAAUCCAGGGGGGUAGUACUCUCAAAGUCUCAAGUACUGUAUUUUGUUAAACCAUUUUUCUUACUGCAUCGCAAUAGACAUUCUUACAGCCAUUACUAGACAGAAGAAAGUUGUACCUUACGCGCUUACCUUACAACUGUACAAGAAUCUUUGCAAAUCAAUACCCUCAAUGAGGCAUGCAUGCUUCAUUGGUAUAGAUGACUACACUAUUCUGAGAACCGAAAGGGUACCUUGGCAAGAAGCUAUCAAUCCACGAGGGCUGCAACUUCCCGCACCACAUAUUAUGCUUCCCAAGCUGUUGAGGUGGCAGUGGGAGACACAUAUCAUCUCCACAAAUAAAGCACAAAAAUAUCAUCUUGCUCAUGUUCCUUGCAUAGAGGCCAGGUUACAAAUAACGCACAAACAUAUUACAAGGUCCAGUAAACUGUACACUGAAGAAGACAGCUUUUGCUACUCUAAACCCAACUUCUUUUGCCAAUUGCCAGUACCACUUUCAGUGCUGAAACAGGAGGGUACUUGGCUCUUAUUCACUAUCUUUUGUUAUUAAUUUCUUCCCAGUAACUUUCAUCUCCACAAGAACACUCGCCAUCCUUGAAAUGGUGGAACUCCUCUGUAUCCCUGACAGAAAUUUCCCGACGGACUACCUUGGAGAUGAAUUUGACUAAACUAUGACAGCUUCGGCACAUGUAGAGAUUCUUGGUAACCCAUAUAGGCAACCCAGGAGCAGUAUUAAUUAGUCCAAAUGCAAUCGCUUGUCUCUCACUGUGCCCACAAAACAUUUCGGCUUUUGAUCUGUCCGCUUCAUCAUCUAUACAACCGCAAUCUUGACCAUCAUGCCCAGCUUCCUUCAUUUUCUCAUAAAAUCCCUCCAAUACUACAUUUAUAUCUUUUGCUUGAGGAUGAUGGCAAUUAUCACCAGUCAGAAAAGCGUGAACUUUGCCUUUUGCUUCCACCCAACUGCAACCAGGAUCCAGAACUAGCCCUGCUUCUUUCAUCUUUUCUCUUACUUUGAUAACUUGAUCCCAUUUACCACUGUCUGAAUAAAGAUUACACAAGAGAACAUAGUAACCAAUGCUUCCAGCCCCCAGAUUGAAAAUAUUAUGAGCUGCCAGUUCUCCGAGCUGGACAUGCCGGUGAAGUCUACAUGCAUUCAAUAAGGCUCCCCAAACUGCCUGAUCUGGUUGUAUUGGCAUGUUCAUAAUAAACUCAUAUGCUCUCUCCAACUCCCCAGCCCGUCCAAGCAGAUCAACAAUGCAGGCAUAAUGUUUCAGAUUUGGAUUGCCAGAACGUCUCGUCUUGAUACUGUUGAAUAGCUCCAAACCUGCAGUGACCAUCCCAGAUCUACUACAUGCGCAUAAAAGAGAAACAAAUGUUAUGUCAUCAGGAACUAUGUGAGAAUUCAACAUUCUCCGGUAUAACUCCAUAGCCCAUGCUCCUUGUCCCCUCCGGGCAUACCCUCUCAACAAAAUAUUCCAAGCCCCCACAUCUGUCUUGUUCAAGUUAAACUGAUGCAGUGCAGGUCUCAUCCUUCCACACCUUACAUACAUAUCAAGAAUCGCAUUUGGUAGGAAACCGUCGAAGCCAGUUCCGGCCUUCAAUACAUGAGCAUGAAUCUCUUUUCCACACAUCAAUGCACCGAUUCUAGCACACGCACCCAAAGCAGAAACUAAAGUAACUGAAUUUGGUUUCGUGGUUCUAAUCAUUUGCCAAAAGAAUGACAAAGCCUCAAUGCACUGAUUGUUGAUUCGAAGGCCAUCAAUAAUUGAAGUCCAGGAUACCACAUUCUUUUCUGGAAUUUGAUGGAACACGUCCAAAGCCUUGUCAAUGGAAUUACACUUAGAGUACAUGUCAAUGAGCGAGUUUGCUACGAUAGUGUAUGAGGCAAGUCCAGUCCUAGUGGCAAGCUUAUGAAGCUUUACACCUAUAUCCAAAUUCCGUAGACUAGCACAAGCAGAUAACACACUGGCUAUUGUUAUCUCAUCAGCUACAAUUCCUUCCACAACCUCCAUGUUCAAGUAAGUUUCCAAAGCCUUCUCAGGCAGCGAGUUAUCCUCAUAACACGAAAUCAAAGCCGUCCAUGACACUAUAUCUCUGGAUUCCAUUCCUGAGAACAAUUUUUCGGCUUCUUUCCAUUGGCCAACACUGGAGUAUAAUUCAAUCAAGGAGUUAGACACUGAAACAUCAUUGGCAAGCUCAGUUCUCAUCACAUAUCCAUGAAUUUCCCUCCCCAAUCUAUUAUCAGCAAGAAGGCAACACGCUGAGAUCACACUCGUCAUAGUCAUCAAAUCUGGAUUGAUGGAAAGCUCUCGCAUUUUGAAGAAUAACUUUAGCCCUCUUAGACAGUCCCCAUUCUCGAAAAACCCUGAAAUCAUUGCAUUCCAAGAAAUUGUAUCCCUGAUGAACAUUGUAUCGAAUAAUUUGCCUGCCAUUGCCACUUCUCCACACUUAACAUACAUGGUAAUCAGAGCAUUCACCACAUCAACCUCCGAUUCGAAACCAAAUCUAAUAACAUGAGCAUGGAGCUCUCUUGCUCUCACAAUAUCCUGAGCACCACCGCAGCUCCUCAAUAUACAAGGGAAAGUGUAGACAUCAGGCCUAAUGCCAAUCCACAACAUUCUAUGGUACAAACAGAGAGCAUCAUCAAAGAAGCCACCUUUAGCAUACCCGCCAACAAGAACAUUCCAGGAAAACAAAUUCCUCUCGCCCAUUCUCCCAAAAACAUUCCAAGCACUACCUACAUCGCCGAACCUCACAAACAUACUCAGCAACGCAUUUCCAAGCCUAAGACUCAAAGGGGACAGCAAGGAUUCCAACACAAGUUGGUACACAUAACGACCUUCCUUGCGUCCUCUCCGGAACUCGCAGAGUCUCACCAGGGCAAUAAAACUCUCCUCUUCAAUCGGAGCUUUCUGCAGCCGCAUCGAAUCGAGGUAUUCCAGAGCUGGUGCGAGGUUCCCAUGAAGACAAAGUUGGAGCAAACCCGAAUUCGUGGGUUUCUGGGCAGGGAGCGAAGUGAGGGUGUCGAGUGAUGAUUGAGGGGGUUUAAGCACCGAGAAAAGGGCGGGCUUUAAGGGUUUGGGAGGGAAACCACUGCCGAAAACUUUAUUGACGGAAUCGUAGCUUCUUGAGUGAUAAUAACUGUGGAGCUGCCGGUGGAGAGGAACUGAUAGGGUCUGAGGAGGGUAACUUGAAAAGGCCAUACUCUAUAAAUGUCGAAGCACACUUCUGCAUCAUCUCAUAUUCUCAUUCGCUUCUGCUUCUGCUUCUGCAUGAGAGUUUUCUCCCAAAUUUCAGAAGAUAGAACCACAAAGACGGCAAAACAAUCC
Messenger RNA from Linum tenue, 4824 nucleotides. Lineage: Eukaryota; Viridiplantae; Streptophyta; Magnoliopsida; Malpighiales; Linaceae. The record is from the annotation of a GenBank genome assembly.